Oppia nitens is the source of this 1089-nucleotide messenger RNA. Its product is annotated as choline kinase alpha-like. The transcript has 4 exons. Bases 1 to 1089 code for a protein of 362 amino acids. Gene Ontology annotation, cellular component: cytoplasm. Gene Ontology annotation, biological process: phosphatidylethanolamine biosynthetic process; CDP-choline pathway. Gene Ontology annotation, molecular function: ethanolamine kinase activity; choline kinase activity. Lineage: Eukaryota; Metazoa; Arthropoda; Arachnida; Sarcoptiformes; Oppiidae. The record is from RefSeq and is a predicted model, not a curated record.
AUGAAUUCAAAGUUAGACUCAUUACGAGAUUGUAAGACAUUGGAUGAAAUUGACUUCAAUAAGUUGAAAAUUAUUAGAGACAAAACACCGGACAAUAUCAACGACAGGUGUUUACAGUUAUGCAAAGCAUACCUAUCGGACCAGUGGUGUCGACAGACUAUCGACUCAAUUGUGGUCAAUAAAUUGACUGGUGGACUGACUAAUCAGAUAUACCAUUGCAGUAUAAAGUCGCCCGAAACGGGAUCAGUUGUACCACAAGAAGUUGCCAUCAGAUUCUACGGCAAAAAGUACGUGUCAUUUGAUGAUAGCAAUCGCACCGGUAGUAAUAAUGAGAGGAUAUCUGAUGUGGUGACUGCACUAAUGGUUUCACGGAUGAGUUUGGGACCAAAAAUCUACGGUAUGUUUAGUGGCGGAGAAAUUCAAGCCUACUAUAAGCACCGUAUUUUUGGCGUAGAGGAGCAAAAAUGUCCUGAAUUGGUGACACAGGUGUUCAAAAAGUUGGCCAAAUUUCACGCUAUGACUGUCCCGGUCAUGAAGUGCUACACAAUGAGUAAAAUGAUGGAACAGUUUUAUGAUGAAAUUUACCGCAAUUUACCAUAUGAUCAAUGGAUACAUGAGCUCAACUGUCAGACACUGUUGGCUCACGACUUGAAACAUGAAAUGCAAUGGAUUGAGGAGUUGUUAGCUGAGGUCAACAGUCCUCAAGUUUACUGUCACAAUGACUUUCGCAGCAAUAAUAUUAUGAUAUUAGAGAGGCUUGAGCUAAAUGGCAACGAUAGGGUGCUGUUAUGCGAUUUUGAUGGAUCAGCUUAUGGAUACCGGGGCCAGGAUUUCGGUACAAUUAUGUACGAAUGGGGAAGAGAUUGGAACGGUGUCCGAGAUUUGCCAGAGUUUCCAUCUGACAAAGUAUUAAUACAGAUAAUAGAGAACUAUCUGUGUGUUGGCACCGAAAUUCAUGGACAGUCGUAUAGGGAACGGACUGUCAAUUCCAGUCAUCAAUUACUUAGAGAAAUCAAAAUGGGAGCAGAUAUUCAUUACAGAAACUAUUGGCAUUUAAAACAGCAAUUUAUUGAAGAAAAAGUUAUAUAA